GACUGUCGCAAAAGUUGCACAUUACAUUUAGCUGAUGUUGGUUUCUACUGUAUCAACUGCUUCUGACAUGAACUGGUGACAACACAAACAUCUGAGUAAUGUAAUCUAGCUGUUCGUUAACGUGUUGUCGAUGUGCUUCGCUUUAGAAUGGCCUCAAUCAUUUAAAAUCAGUUCCUGCAUAUAGUUUAUGAGAUUAUCUCUUGUUUACUCAACAAUAAGACACACUCCAGCACAGGUAAGCUAGUUAGCUAGCGAAGGUAGGCAUAAUUUAUGUCACUAGGCGAGCGCCUUCGGGCUUCAAUGAAAACUGAAGAUCCAGGAGAAGAGUUGUGAGGAGACAUCAACAGGUUGUGCGAGGAUGGACUUUGUCAAAACGGUCCUGGUGACUGGAGGGGCAGGUUUCAUUGGGUCCCAUUUUGUCUGCUCCCUAGUCAACAGGCACCCAGAUUGGCGUAUCAUCAACUUUGACAAUCUGGACUACUGUUCCAAUCUCAGGAACCUGGAGUCUGUAGAGGAGAAUGAGAACUACACCUUUAUCAGGGGGGAUAUAUGCAAUCCAUGCUUGGUAAACCACAUCUUUGCAACAGAAAGCAUCGACAUUGUCUUUCACUUUGCGGCUCAAACACAUGUUGAGACGUCCUUCUUAUGGCCGUCCAGAUACCACAUGGUGAACGUGGAGGGGACAAGGGUGCUACUGAAAGCAGCUUUUGAGGCCAAGGUGGAGAAGUUUAUUUACAUUAGUACAGAUGAGGUGUAUGGAGAGAGUCUGUAUAAGGAAUUAGAUGAAACCAGCCCAAGAAGACCCAACAACCCAUACUCAGUGUCUAAAGCAGCUGCUGAGUGUCUUGUAUUGUCCUACAGGGAGAGACACAAGUUUCCUGUUAUAAUAACAAGGAGCAAUAAUGUAUAUGGACCCAGACAGUACUUGGAGAAGGUCAUUCCAAAAUUUGUGUCCUUCCUUCAGCUGAACAAAAAAUGUACCAUCCAAGGGACCAGCCCCCAAUCUCGCCACUUCCUGUAUGUGGAUGAUGCCAUUGAAGCAUUCCACACCAUCCUGGAGAGGGGGACGGUGGGAGAAACCUACAACAUCGGGACAGACUUCGAGAUAUCCAUCAUUCAACUAGCCAGAGAACUUAUCAAGAUGGUCAGGCAUGUACCUGAUGCAGAACUGGACGACUGGCUGGAGUUUGUGCCUGACCGGCCAGUGGUUGACCUGAGGUACCCUGUGAACUGUGAGAAGCUGUGGAGGCUGGGCUGGAAGCCUGCAGUGUCAUGGGCAGAGGGCAUCAGAAGGACAGUCAAAUGGUACCAAGAGAAUCCAGACUUCUGGCCAGAAGACCAACCAAUUACCUUUGAGCCCGAUACCAGAGACCAAUAAGCACAUAGAUCCUCUUCCUGUAUUCGUGGUCACCAACCCUGUUCCUGGAGAGCUACAGGGGGUGCUGGCUUUUGUUCUAGCCCUGUAUUAACACAUCUGGUUCAAUUGAUUAAUCUUACUAAGGGUUGUUGACCUCCACUAGUCAAACCAGCAUCUCAAUCACUGUGGGUGUGCAAGGGAACACUUAUUUUUGUAAAUGUUUUACUAAUGAAGGUGGAAUGGAAUAUAUUUAUCAUAGUCAAUAAAUAACUUCAUAGCGCAGGCUUGAAUGUUAAACUCUGGACACAUGAUAUACAAAAGCUGGUUAAGUAUUUGCAAGUCAAAACUUUUAAUUUUGGUAAAAUCAUACAAUAAAUGCACAGGUGUUUUCUCGUGCAGUGCACAGCCUCUAAACUAGUACAUAAAGCAAAUACAAACUAGUGGGCGACUCAGUGGCGUUCAGGGGAGUGUCUGGCCAGCCGAAAGCUCUCCUCUGCAGCUUCACAUUUCCAUUCAUACGUUCCAUCCAAACCUUUACUUUUCAGACUCAGUCAGCCAAUGUUACUGUAAGACUCACCACACACUCCACAGAACACACACACAGAGGCCCAAAUAUGCAAAUACAACAACAGAGCAGAGCCACAUGUUUUCUUUCUUUAAGAUUGCCAUGUGCCAGACAUUUGCUGGGGGAGGGACGAAAACCCUCAAAAACAAGGAAAAGCUAAUUGAAUUGGAGAGAAUCUGGACACUUCUUGCACUGGUACAAUAUUUUUUAGAAAAUGUUAUCACUUUUAUCCAAACCUUGGCAUUGGUUGUUUGUUUCAAAUUUUGUUCGCCAAUUAAACGUUAACGUUGAUUAGACGGUGUGGCCAGUACUACUAGAAGUAACAGGUGUGGAUUUUGAUUUGAGUCCAAUAUGACUGACAUUAAAAAGCUCACACUACCCCGAAAAAUAUAAAUUUCCACGCAUACCGGUGACAUUCAACAUUCAAGUGCCAGUGUUUUUGUACUGUCUUUUGGUCAAGUUCCUUAAACUAUCACUUUAGGCUUAUAAAAAUAAAUAUUUCUCAAAAAUGCUUAAUAAAUUACACAAACUAGCAGCAAAAGUAGAAUCUAGUAAUCUGUGUGCAAAUAGCUCAAUUCUCAGACUGCUACUGAACUAACACCUGGUCCCAAAUAAAUCCUGGUUUAAAUAGUGAUAACCCUUCCCCUUUCGUAAACAAGCUGCGUUUUUCACAAUCUCCUCACACACAAAAUUCGGAAGCUUUAAGGACACACACUCAAGACAUUUAUAUAAAACUCUAGAUGUGCAAUAAAAUGUUUGUUUUUUUGAAAACUUGAUGGCUGUUAAGUAACAUCACAAAGGGGCCUAGACCUAACUUAGGUAGCACCAUUCAAUCUUAAAUGAACACAACUGUCAGUGCAUCUGCUUCAUAACCACUUAUUAAUUCAAAAUGUCAAGGCACGACAGACACACUGAGAAUAUAUACCUAUUGCACUUAAAAUGCCAUUUUCUAGCCAACGUUGGGCCUCCCUCCUAUAUAAGGAGGAAGCCUGGAUGCCAGCUAUAGUAGUAAACUGGCCAGUGGUUUUACAUAAUACAUCAAGGCGGCCCAACCCUACAAAGGGAAGAAUAGCUGCAUUGGUUCCGUGUCAGAAAUCAAGGAUAGUUAAAGCACCCCCGUCUUUGGCCGGGUCGCGUGGGCUAGAUUCACCAGCCAGCAUACACAGGAAAACCACAUUGCCUCUUAAAAUGGUGCACUGGUAAAUAAACUGCACUUUCCAUCACCCUUUGCUACGUGUGCAAUUCAGUUUGCUCGUCUGUACAUUGCUGACCCUUAACUUCUGACCUUCCUACGCUCUCCGAGGAGGAAGAGCUUGUGUCUUUAAACAGUUAACCCGAGAAUGUCCUUCGGAUUCGAACGCAGCUUGAAAAAGAGAACUAAAUUAAAAGGUGUAAGAGAACGACAUUUUGUAAUGAAAUAAAAGCCUGCUGCAGAAUUUCCUUUUGCAUUUUUUUUUUAACUCCUUGACCAAAAAACAACAACACUUGCAUGCGUAUUUCAUCCCAGGAUGGCCUUGACAAAAAGCAAAGCCACCCAGGUUACUGUGUGGUCCUAUGGCAACCAUUCGAACUUCACUUUCUAUAUGGCAAGUGCUGUUUUAGAAUUGACAAUUUUAAGAAACAUUCUCUCAGAAGGAUGGAUAUUUGUCAAUUGCCAUCCUCCAAAAUGUUUAAGUAAAAAAGCUCAAUCAAAAACUAAAUUCACCCACCAGGCAGCUAGAAGUUGCUUCACUAGGUGCCACAAUGCCAAGUCAAUUUGUUAGUGGGGAACUGAACUUUGAGCAUCGACUUGCUCAAAUAGCUUGUAUGUAUGAACAUACCAUUUAAAUAUUCAAUUUUUUAAAAUCGUACAACUGGAAUGGCUCGUUUAGUGAAGACUACCAUAUUCCUCUCCAGGAUAGAGUGAGCGAAAAAUAUUUUGAACUCUUUUUUUUCCUUGAAGUGCACUUUCGUCACACAAGGGUUUGAAAACCUAUAGCGGAAUUCUCAUAGGAUGGCUGCAACAUGCGGUCGAAGCUAGUUUGAGCCAUCAAAUUACCCUGUGACAAAUUUGAAGCUCAAAUGGACAAA
Oncorhynchus nerka (sockeye salmon) is the source of this 3992-nucleotide messenger RNA. Its product is annotated as dTDP-D-glucose 4,6-dehydratase-like. Gene Ontology annotation, biological process: nucleotide-sugar metabolic process. The coding region runs from base 359 to 1378 and encodes 339 amino acids. Gene Ontology annotation, molecular function: dTDP-glucose 4,6-dehydratase activity. The transcript has 12 exons. The record is from RefSeq and is a predicted model, not a curated record. NCBI's taxonomy places the organism in Eukaryota, Metazoa, Chordata, Actinopteri, Salmoniformes, Salmonidae.